Molecule: messenger RNA, 2200 nt
Organism: Pangasianodon hypophthalmus (striped catfish)
Lineage: Eukaryota; Metazoa; Chordata; Actinopteri; Siluriformes; Pangasiidae
Product: gamma-aminobutyric acid receptor subunit rho-1
Exons: 10
Coding region: 96-1523 (475 amino acids)
Biological process (GO): monoatomic ion transmembrane transport; signal transduction; regulation of membrane potential
Cellular component (GO): neuron projection; synapse; membrane
Molecular function (GO): extracellular ligand-gated monoatomic ion channel activity; neurotransmitter receptor activity; GABA-A receptor activity
Source: RefSeq, a predicted model, not a curated record
ACUUUCAAUGAGUUUUAAUAUUCUUAUUAAUUAAUAAUUACAGCUGUGCACUUGUUUACAACCCGGAUCAGUUCUCGCGCUUGGAUGAAGGCGCCAUGCGCGCGGACCUGCUCGCGCUAAUGUGUGUCCAGCUGCUGGGCGCGUGCAGCACAGAGGCAGCAGUCAGGGGGAGAAAUCUUCACACCUGCAGCCAGCACAGAUCCCGGAGAGAUGCUACAAGAACAGUGGGAGGAAUUCACAAGUCUGGAAGUCCCAUUCUAAAAAGGAGCCCCGACAUCACCAAGGGCUCAGCGCCGAAAUCUGAGCACCUCCUCAGGAUAGAUGACCAUGAUUUCACAAUGCGGCCUGGCUUUGGAGGCCCAGCUAUUCCUGUGGGCGUGGAUGUGCAAGUUGAAAGCCUGGACACUAUCUCUGAAGUGGAUAUGGACUUCACCAUGACUCUGUACCUGAGGCAUUAUUGGAAAGACGAGCGCCUGUCCUUCCCAGGAAAGACCAACCAGAGCAUGACUUUUGAUAGCCGGUUAGUAAAGAAGAUCUGGGUCCCUGACAUGUUCUUCGUCCACUCCAAACGCUCCUUCAUCCACGAUACAACAACGGACAACGUCAUGCUCAGGGUCCAUCCGGAUGGCAAAGUACUCUAUAGCGUCAGGGUCACAGUUACAGCUAUGUGUAACAUGGACCUCAGCCACUUUCCUCUUGACACUCAAACAUGCUCGCUGGAGAUCGAAAGCUAUGCGUACACUGACGAUGAUCUGAUGCUGUACUGGAAGAAAGGGAACGACUCUCUGAAGACAGAUGACAAGAUCUCACUCUCUCAGUUCCUCAUUCAGGAGUUUCACACCACCACAAAACUGGCCUUCUACAGUAGCACAGGUUGGUACAACCGUCUGUACAUCACGUUCACCCUGAGACGUCACAUUUUCUUCUUCCUGCUGCAGACCUACUUUCCUGCUACGCUGAUGGUCAUGCUGUCCUGGGUGUCCUUCUGGAUCGACCGGCGCGCUGUCCCUGCCAGAGUUCCUCUUGGCAUCACCACGGUGCUCACCAUGUCCACCAUCAUCACGGGUGUAAAUGCCUCCAUGCCCCGAGUGUCCUACAUCAAAGCCGUAGACAUCUACCUGUGGGUCAGCUUCGUCUUCGUCUUCCUCUCUGUCCUCGAGUACGCAGCUGUGAACUACCUGUCCACUCUGCAGGAACGCAAAGAGAGGAAGCUCAGAGAGAGGCUGCCCUGCACAUGUGGGAUGUCUCAUGUGGGCCACAUGAUGAUGAGCAGCAGCUACAGCGAGAUGGACACCAUGACCACAGGUCAUUACGGCAUGUCUGAGGUGAACGGAGACAAGCGGGAGCACAUGCUGGUGCAGUUGGCCAUGGACAAAGAGCAGGGCACUCCCGGCCGAGCUGGAAAGACUCGCUCCUACAGCAGCCUCUGGAUCGACACCCACGCCAUAGACAAGUACUCGCGUGUGAUCUUCCCCGGAGCUUACGCAGUCUUCAACAUCAUAUACUGGUCCAUUUAUUCCUAACACCAGCUGCUGCUCAUACCAGAGAUGACAAUUUUCAUCCAGACAGUGUUAUCACAAUGAAGAUACUCUUCAAUGUCAUACAUUUUGGGAAAUAGAGCCAACUAAAUGUGUUGUAAAUGAUGCAGGCAGAUAGAAACAAACAAAGAAAACAAACACUUCUGGUUUAGGUCACACCCACGUUGGAUUUAAAUCCGAAUACAGAUACAGAUAUGAAUAUUUGGAGCAAUAAACACAUACAGAUAGUCGCAUUGUGUUGUACCCCUGUUCUGGAAGCACCAGGCUUAGCAGACUGAAGAAGAAAAAGAAGAAAGACUUUAUUAGUUGCAGUACAGAGAAAUAUUUUCUUCGCAUAUUCCUGGAAGUUGGGGUCCGAACAUAGGCUCAGCCGUGAUACAGUGCCCCUGGAGCAGAUAGGAUUAAGGGCCUUGCUCAUGGGUCCAACAGUGGCAGCUUGGCAUUGCUGGGGCUUGAUCCCCCAACUUGUGUGUCCAUUUCACAGAAGGGCAGAAAGAAAGAUGUCAGGCUCUCACAUUUAGUGCAUCCUCAUUGUAUUCUAAUAUUAUUGCUGGCUUUGUGGACAUUCCCUUAACAUUUCCCCUAUGAGGGGAUCCCAUCGCCAUGUUAGCAGCCAAUAAUUUACUUCCUCUGGUGAAGAUACCUGUAGAUGAACUCUUAGA